GGAAGUAGAAGCAGGCGAAAGCUUGCAGUGACAAAGCAGGAGCUUUCGGGACCGUCUGGAAGUUUCUUGUGGGAGGAGACACCGGACCGUGACUCGGCAAGACGGGACAGUGAGUCAGCAAUGGGGAGCGGGUACAUAAGGAGAGGCAGGGGGAGGCCGGAGUUUCGAGACGAUACCGGCGGCAACAGGUUGCUCAAAGGCAAUUGGCAUAUUUACAGGUUUAUACAAUGGAAUUUCCAGAUCUAGGACAUCAUUGUUCAGAGGCUACAUGCAAGCAACUUGAUUUCCUUCCCCUAAAAUGUGAUGCCUGCGAGGAACUUUUCUGUAAAGAUCACAUCACAUAUGACCAACACAAGUGUUCAGCUGCCUAUAAGAAGAAUGUGCUGGUUCCUGUUUGUCCACUAUGUGGCACUCCAGUUCCAGUAAACAAAGGAGAAAUGGCAGACAUUGCUGUUAGUCAGCACAUUGACAGAAAUUGCACCUCAAGUCACAAGCAAAAGAUUUUCACAAACCGAUGCUUCAAGGCAGGCUGCAAAAAGAAAGAGCUAAUGAAAGUUAUAUGUGACCAUUGUCACAAUAACUUCUGCCUAUCGCACAGACAUCCUUUGGACCACGACUGUAAAACUGGAAAACCGGUCAUUUCUAAAUCUGGGUUGGCAGCCCUGAGCAGAUCUAAAGUAGCUUCUCAAGAUUAUAGCUUGAAAGUCAACGAAGCCACAAAAUCUACAAGAACCAAAACAUCUGGAAGUGUGAAAUCCAAUAAAAAAAAAAACAUUUUUCCUGGCUCUGCGGGACCGAAAGUGAUCAGUGUAGAGAUCCAGAAUGGACUGAAUGAAGAUGAAGCACUAAAGAAGGCACUGGAACUGUCUUUACUGGAGACAGGAGUCAAUAACUUACUGACAUUAAGCCCACAGGAUGAAGAUGGGGAACUGGAGCAGGCUUUAGCUGCCAGCAGGGAGGAAUAUAGGCUAUUCCAGAGGAAAGCUGUAAAAGCCACAGGAAAGUGACAUAAUGUUCAACAAUAUCUACCUUGAGCAUUUAGAUUGUUGAUGUAAAUCUGACUUUUUUAUGAGGUUGUUUUUAUCGUUGUUACUAUAUGUGGAGACGUUACUUAUAGAGAAGCACUUUCAUAUUUAUUUGCUAAUCCUUUUUUUUUUUUUUUUGUACUCGUGUGUUUUAUUUUCUUCUCAUAUGGGAUUUUUGUACAUAAGGAGCUUCUUUAUAGGAACAAUAAAGUGCUAUUUUUAGUAAUGUA
This is a messenger RNA of Xenopus tropicalis (tropical clawed frog), 1255 nucleotides long. It is a transcript of the gene zfand2a, whose product is annotated as zinc finger, AN1-type domain 2A. The record is from RefSeq and is marked validated. NCBI's taxonomy places the organism in Eukaryota, Metazoa, Chordata, Amphibia, Anura, Pipidae. Gene Ontology annotation, molecular function: zinc ion binding.